This is a messenger RNA of Nothobranchius furzeri (turquoise killifish), 1431 nucleotides long. RefSeq names its product shisa family member 3 (gene shisa3). NCBI's taxonomy places the organism in Eukaryota, Metazoa, Chordata, Actinopteri, Cyprinodontiformes, Nothobranchiidae. The record is from RefSeq and is a predicted model, not a curated record.
CUGCAGCUCUCCCUCCAUACCGGCCAGGUGUCACGGCGCGGCGGAGCGACUGGGACUCGGAUAUGUUGGCGUGCUGGAUGUGACAGACAGCUGCUGAGUGAGCGAUCCGAGCGUCCACUCUCGGAUUGACGCGCGAGGGGUCCGGGAACAAAGCAGGACCCGACCCGAACCGGACCGGUCCUGCGGCUGAGCGGGAUGGUGCGUCUGCUGGGCUGCCUGCUGCUGGGAUAUCUGACCUGGAAUCUGCGGAUAUCGGACGCCCAGGGAGAGUACUGUCAUGGCUGGCUGGACGCAAAUGGGAAUUAUCAUGAGGGCUUCCAGUGUCCAGAGGACUUUGACACCCUGGACGCGACGGUGUGCUGCGGCUCGUGCGCGCUGCGCUACUGCUGCGCCGCGGCGGACGCACGGCUGGACCAGGGCGUCUGCACCAACGACAGAGAGGUGGACAACACCGAGUAUGCAGCGCAACCCGUCUAUGUUCCCUUCCUGAUGGUGGGGAGCAUCUUCAUCGCCUUCGUUGUGGUUGGCUCUCUGGUGGCCGUGUACUGCUGCACCUGUUUGCGGCCCAAGCAGCCCACUCAGCAGCCCAUCCGCUUCUCACUCCGCAGCAGCCAGGGGGAGACCAUCCCCAUGAUCCUCACCACGGCCCCCCCGAGUCUGCGCGCACCGUCUCGACAGUCCAGCACGGCCACCACCAGCUCCAGCUCGGCCAGCGGGGGCAGCUCGACGCGGAGGUUUUCUCUGGGAGGCCAACAGCAGCAGCAUGGAUGUCUGGUGUCUGCCACCGUCUCCUCCUCUGCGUCCACUCCCACCCAGGCUCCACAGACUCUUCUUCCUCCACCUCCACCUCCAUACACAUCCCCUCCGGCCCCCAUGACGGGAGGUAUCCACCAGCCCUCUCACCCAACCCAAAGUGCCAGCUUCCUGCUGCCCCAGCAGUACUUCUUACCCCUGCAGCCUGACUCGUUUUCAGCGGCUAAGGGCUUUGCUGACUUUGGACAGAGCUGACAGGGAGUCCAGAGGUUAUAGGAUCCGGGCCAGAGACGAUGAACACGGCACCACAAACUGUGAUGUAAAAGACUGUCCAGGUGAGAUAGCUCCCUGGGUUAAACAGCGACAACAGGCCUGUCUGGGGCCACUUUUUUAAAACUUUAUGCACUUUUAUAUUGUAGAGUAAUCUAAUUUUUGUUGUUUUGUUGGAAACUCAGACUCCAGCCUUAUCCAGUUAUCAUCAAUCCAGUAAGGUGACUGUAAUGCGACAGUACAGAAGUAUAUUAGACUAUUAAAACACAGGAAUGAUCUCUAUGACAAGACCUCUAAAAGAGAAAGGGCAUCUUCAUUUAAAGGAGUUCUGUAAAAUGUUGUACAGUGUUAGAUUUCAUUUCUAAUAUUGAUUUCUCAACUCAAAUUAAAUCUGUCUCUUGUAACGUC